Messenger RNA from Calidris pugnax (ruff), 1254 nucleotides. RefSeq names its product store-operated calcium entry regulator STIMATE-like. The record is from RefSeq and is a predicted model, not a curated record. Bases 41 to 811 code for a protein of 256 amino acids. Gene Ontology annotation, cellular component: membrane. The transcript has 8 exons. Lineage: Eukaryota; Metazoa; Chordata; Aves; Charadriiformes; Scolopacidae.
AAAACAGUAACUGCUGCAUGGGUCUGUGAGAAGCAAAUGCAUGCCUGAAGGCUGGGGGACCUGUGCUUUCCUGGGCUGUGGCGUGGUCCAGACUGUUGUCCUGAUCAGGCUUGGAGUAAAACGGUAUCGUGAACCGAAGGAAGAGAGACGUCCCUGGAAGAUAUGGUUUUUUGAUACCUUCAAGCAAGGACUAGGUGCCCUGUUAAUCCACUUUGUCAAUCUUGCUCUGUCGCAUUACACUGAAGAGGACUCGUGCUUUCUCUACCUUAUUAAUUUCCUCCUUGAUGCCACGCUGGGGAUGCUGCUGAUCUGGCUUGGCGUGAAGGUUGUCUCCUGGAUCGUGCAUCACAAGAAGUGCAAAUACCUGGUCUUUGGGGAAUACGGUGACCCUCCACGAGCUUCUGUCUGGCUUUACCAGUGUGGCCUCUACUUGCUGAUAACGGGUUUGGGGAAGGCUGUGAUUAGCCUCGUUGUGUUCAUCCCUGGUUUGACAAAGCUGCAGCAGAUCUUCCUGGGUUACAUCUCAGAUCCUGGGCUGGAACUCAUCGUGGUUGUGAUUGUUGUGCCUUUUAUAGUCAAUGCCGCUAUGUUCUGGGUUGUGGACGGCUGGAUCAUGAGGAAACACAAGCAGAAGAACACCCUGGACAUCAAUGGAUCUAUAGAAACUUCUCAGGCUAGGUGGACUGAGGAUUCUCGGCUGUUACUGUCUCCAGACACGGAUUUUGAUCAGUCUGAAAGCGACCAGGAUAUUUUGGGACUCCAGGGAAGGAACCGGAAGAUGAAGCAGCCCAGAUAUCAAGUGGUCAUCUGACAGCACCGAGACAAGGGAGCUGGAGAAAGGGAAGCAGCACCGUGUUCCUCGAGCCGGACGAGAAAGGGCAGGAUGGGGAAUGCCAGUUGAUCCCUAUGGAUCUGCAGAGUUCCUUUUGCUGCCUUCAUCUUCUGCAGUUGUCGUCUUUGGGGUGGUGGUUGGGCAUCCUGUACAGGCUUGAGUAGCAUCUGCCUGACCCUGACUGGUACGUGUGCAGGCACGGUGAGGUUAGGGGCAGGGGUAUGUCCUUCCCCUGGUUGGCCCACCCCCUGGGUGUUAUGGUUUGUCAGGGCUAGAGACUGUAAUCAAAAGAUUGUCUGCCUUUUUUUAUAGGGAGGAGAAAAAAAAUAGAUUUAUUCUGUACUACCUGAUCUGUGAUACUUUUAUAGGCACAAUACUCCAAAAAAUUGGUUUGCGAUAUGUAUUUAAAUGUCUUGAAAUAG